Pseudomassariella vexata is the source of this 2634-nucleotide messenger RNA. Its product is annotated as family 31 glycosyl hydrolase. Gene Ontology annotation, molecular function: carbohydrate binding; hydrolase activity, hydrolyzing O-glycosyl compounds. NCBI's taxonomy places the organism in Eukaryota, Fungi, Ascomycota, Sordariomycetes, Amphisphaeriales, Pseudomassariaceae. The record is from RefSeq and is a predicted model, not a curated record. The transcript has 2 exons. Bases 1 to 2634 code for a protein of 877 amino acids. Gene Ontology annotation, biological process: carbohydrate metabolic process.
AUGUUGCACCAACGCGAACGAGUACUGCAACACUACGAGCUGCAGGACGACUGCAACGGACCGAAAGUUUCUCCCAACAUCACGCUUCGAACUACUGAUGAUGCUUCAUAUGGAAAUUGCCUUUUCCACUUCGAAGCUAUUCGUCCCAAUGUCUUCCGCACCACCUUCUCAUCGCCGCAGCAUCCUAUUCCACCACACCCAAGUGCCAGAAGACCCACUCCCAGCUUCGGUGCCUUGACCCCGGAUGUGAGCACUGACCUUCACCGUCGUUCCCGUGUUAUUGAAAUUGGCAAGGUGAAAGCUAUAGUGGAGUGGGCUGGAGCUCCCAUCGUCUCUCUAUUCCUUGAGGGUGUACAGAAGCCCAUUCAUCAGGAUCUUCACUUUCGUUCAUACGCCAUCGAUGCUAGUGGCAUUGCUCAUUACGCGACAUACAAGAAGGAUACCCUCCAUGUCGGGCUUGGGGAGAAGUCAGCGCCGAUGGACUUGAGUGGCCGUGGCUUCAUCAUUUCCGCCAGUGACACCUUUGGGUAUGAUGCUUACCGUACAGAUCCACUCUAUAAGCACAUCCCACUGUUAAUUAAUGUCACUCCCACGGGAUGUGUCGGGAUUUUCUCAACCUCACAUUCACGUGGCACUUGGGCUGUUGGCUCGGAGAUCGAUGGCUUGUGGGGUCACUUCAAGGUCUAUCGACAAGCAUAUGGCGGACUCGAGGAGUAUCUCAUUGUGGGCAACACUGUUACGGAAGUCGUCCGAGCCUAUGCAGAGCUCGUUGGAUUCCCCUUGUUGGUACCACGGUACAUGAUGGGUUACGUCGGUGGCGGUAUGAAGUAUAGCAUGGAGGAUUCACCUCGUGGAUGCGACGCUAUUCUGAAAUUCAUCACGGACUGCGAGAAGCAUGACAUGCCAUGCUCCGCGUUCCAAAUGAGUUCUGGCUACACUGUAGCUGAAACCGAGCCCAAGACCAGGAACGUCUUUACGUGGAACCGACAUAGGUUUCCAGACCCUCGGGGCUUCACUCAGGAGUGUCACAAGAGGGGGGUAAGGCUCCUUGCAAAUAUCAAGCCAUACGUUCUUGCGAAUCACCCCAGCUACCCAGAGUUGUCCAAAUCGAAAGCUUUCUUCACUGACCCAAACACCAAUCACACAGCGGUCGCAAGACUUUGGAGCGCUGGAGGUGGUGAGAGUGGAGAAGGUAGCCACAUUGAUUUCACGUCCAAGGCGGGGUUCGACUGGUGGUAUGAAGGGGUUCGCGCUUUGAAGGAUGUCGGGAUUGACGCGAUGUGGAAUGACAACAACGAAUACAAUAUCCCGAACGAUGACUGGCAGUGUGCUAUGGAAACGGUCAACGCUCCUGAGAAAGACAUCCCCACACAUAUUGGACUCUGGGGUCGUGCGCUUCACACCGAACUCAUGGGAAAGAGUUCCCACAAUGCUACCGUCGAGGCAGAGCCAGAUACUCGCCCCUUUGUCCUGACUCGCAGCGCCACCGCGGGGACUAUGAGAUAUUGCGCCAGUUCUUGGAGCGGUGACAAUGUCACGAGCUGGGAAGGAAUGAAAGGCGCUAAUGCUCUAGCCUUGAAUGCCGGGUUUUCUCUACUCCAGUGCUAUGGGCAUGACAUUGGUGGCUUUGAAGGACCUCAGCCGACUCCUGAACACCUGGUCAGAUGGAUCCAGUUGGGGAUCCAUUCUCCGCGGUUCGCAAUUAAUUGCUACAAGACGAACCCCUCGGACAAUUUGGUGGGCGAAGUCAUUGAACCAUGGCAGUAUCCUUCCGUCGCUCCAAUCAUUCGAACAGCAAUCAAACGCCGUUACGAACUUGUCCCAUACACGUACUCUCUCAUGCUUCAGUCUCACCGGGAUGCUACCCCGCCACAGCGGUGGACAGGCUGGAGUUACGAGUCCGAUCCACUCGUUUGGUCCAACGAGGUGCUGAAGGGUGACACGCAAUACUGGUUUGGAGAUGCGCUUAUGAUCGCUGGUGUCUAUGAGCCUGGAAUUACGUCUGCGCGAGUCUACCUGCCGGGACGUUCCGGGGAUGUUGGCUUCCUCAAUCUUUCGGCACCCUACCAAUUCUUGGCCCCUGGAAAGUGGCACGACAUCUCGUCAAUUUGGCACAGUUCAAUUCCAGUGCUGGCACGCAUCGGUUCUGCGAUCCCGGUUGGUAAAUCGAAACCGACCACCUGUUUGGCGACCGAGGACCCUGAGUUCCCAAGCAUGGCCAAGGAUGACUGGCGGGGGGUUGAGAUAUUCCCACCGCCUAACAUCCAUAGCCCAGAGUUGCCAGCAGAAAGAGAUUCUCCUGAGAGAAAAAUUCCUCGGUCUACCAAGUUGUUUAAAACAACCUGGUUGGAAGACGAUGGUAUCAGCUGUGCGGAGAAGGCAGACCUUGUCGAAGCUACCAUCAAGUAUGGUGCAUCAGAGAAACACAUACAGAUCAGUGUAAGUGUUAAGAAGUGUGGAACCUUUGAGCCACUUUGGUUGGCAAAUGGAAUUAGUGUGAUACUUCCUGUCGGGGAAGAGCGUGUGGUGAAGAUGCUCGAUGGUGAGGAAGGCCUUCUCGAAGAUGUUGGACGCGAUGAGAGAGGUAGACGUAUCUGGAAGCUCCGUUUCAACGCUGAAGGGAACGUCCCUUGA